Molecule: messenger RNA, 1209 nt
Organism: Verticillium dahliae VdLs.17
Lineage: Eukaryota; Fungi; Ascomycota; Sordariomycetes; Glomerellales; Plectosphaerellaceae
Exons: 1
Coding region: 1-1209 (402 amino acids)
Molecular function (GO): nucleic acid binding
Source: RefSeq, a predicted model, not a curated record
AUGCAGAACUCUCGAGCCUCAACCGGCAUCAUAGACGGGCCGUAUCGUCCUCAGAGGUAUGGCCCCGGUGAGCGCUCACCCUGUAUUCGUCCAUCACGGUUUCGAGCUUCAGGUGCCUUCUCAUCAUCGCCAUUGUCGGGCAUGGUUUCCACAUUCCAAAACAGAUCAGAUCAAGACACAGGCUUGAUCGCACCACAGCCGUCGCUUCUGCUGGCUCGUGAGAGCGCCGACGAUGUAGGGUCUUCUUCAGACUCUGCCACUUCGACUACCUGCCCGACGGCCCUUCAGAGUAGUACGGAUGGCUUAUUUGAACAGUUCCAAAGCCCAAGUUCCGUUUAUCACGCUACGCCACUGCCGCAGGCCAGGAUCAACCGCACCGACACUCUCCUCUCAGACUUUGAGUCUCACAGCGGCCAUACGCCAGCCUGGAGGCCUGUGCAGCUGGGAGAGCUCCAACCGCGGACUACGACAUGCUUUCGUCCUAGCAACGCCAUUGCCGGCCUCGUCAACCCUCACCAAGACCCAUGGGAGGUGGCCCGCCUCAAGGCCCAACACGGCAUCUCGGUCAAAUACCGCGGCGACCCAAGCCUCCCGGGCAAUCACAGCGCCGCCAUUCCCGACGCAGAAAACUGUUCCUUCUGGAUCAUCGACCUGCCUCCGGACGUGACACACAACCAGCUCCUCCGCUGCAUCCGCAACACGGGCCGCGUGCAUGCUUGCGUCAUCAACCCGCCCGACCCGCGCAACCGACACUAUACUGCAGCCGCCAAGAUUGUCUUCUUCGACCUCUGGGCCGCUGACAAGUUCAUGAGCGACACAUUCUUCUGGGGCUUCAUUGUCGGUACCCAUUGCGCCCGCGUCAAGCGAAAUCGCAUCAAGUCGGCGCCGCAGCCGCACGCGGGGGAUCGGAGCCGUGUGCUCAUCAUCGAAGGGCAUCCGAGUUUUGUGAAUGCCCGAGAGCUAACGCGGUAUUUCGACGGAAAGUUCCAGUAUCAGGUUGACAGUGUCAUUGAUGUGUAUCGCACUGAGGAUGUCGGCAUCGUUGAGUACAGGUUUGGGAGUUAUCGCUGUCAGGCGCAGACGGCGCGCAUGGCGAUCGAGACGGAGCACAUGGGCUCAGGCAGCAGUGGGCUUGUGUACGAUGUUUUCUUUGGCCGUGAUCCUUGCGAUGUGAAGAUUGGGAGCUUCUUGCGGUUUCCUGGAUUUUGA